Messenger RNA from Gadus morhua (Atlantic cod), 2500 nucleotides. RefSeq lists its product as uncharacterized. Bases 214 to 1617 code for a protein of 467 amino acids. The transcript is spliced from 2 exons. Lineage: Eukaryota; Metazoa; Chordata; Actinopteri; Gadiformes; Gadidae. Gene Ontology annotation, molecular function: nucleic acid binding. Gene Ontology annotation, biological process: DNA integration. The record is from RefSeq and is a predicted model, not a curated record.
CCACACGUCUGAAGGACACAAUCAAACGUAUCCUGAAGGCGACUUUGAUGGAGGAAGGGGUUUUGGCUUCUGAUGAAGACACGCCUUCUCGCACGCACUUAAUCGAACAUGAUGUUGACGUUGGGGAUGCUCAGCCCAUAAAACAGCGCUUUUACCGGCUCUCGUCUGACAGAAAAGAGGUACUAGAUUCUGAGGUACACUAUAUGCUGGAAAAUGGCAUUGCGGAGCCAUCUUUCUCUGCUUGGUCUUCGCCAUGUCUGUUGGUUAAAAAACCAGAUUCCACUUUUAGGCCUUGCACUGACUUCCGUAAAGUUAAUGCUAUUACCAAGCCUGAUGUGUAUCCCCUUCCAAGAUUCUGGCGCAAUAAAUAACUUCAUCAGGGAGUCGGUCUUGCAGUUUGCUCCACACUCGGACACAGGGAGUUGUGUUCCGGUCAGAGGAAUUGGAUUGAACACUAUUUUUGUACCGGUUCAUACAGUGAAGUUAUCCUGUAAUUUCGGACAGGGGGAAGUGGAGGUUUGUGUGCGUCCAGAAUUACCAGUGGCUGGUGUUGACAUUAUUUUGGGUAAUGAGUUUGCAGGAGCAUGUAUGUGGCCUGAGGCAUCAACUUCUGAUGUGACCUCACAGGGGGUUUACAGUUCAGCGCCGGUUAGGGCUCAGGGUUCUGAGGUCUCUGAGCAGUCGGUAUCUCCUGUGUGUGCGGUAACUCGGUCCAUGAGUGUUAUGCCCAAUGUUAAUAGGUCAAAGGCUGAGUCAGGUAAGGGGAAUGAUGACAAAUUUGCAUUUCUGUGGCCAACUGAUCUUGUGUCUGUUUCUCAGGCGGAAUUCGUGAGGGACCAGAAAGAGGAUCUCUCGUUAAAAGAACUGUUUGAGCAGGCCGGGCACGGUAUUAAUGGGGGAAACAACUCGGGAGGGUAUUUUCUCCAUCAUGAUCUGCUGAUGAGGAGGUGGGUCCCUCAUGGUGACGAUGUGGCUGGGGGUUCAGUGGAGCAGUUUGUACUUCCAGUGAAGUAUAGACAAUCUGUGAUCAAGUUGGCUCAUGAUAAUGUGGCUGGACAUAUGGGAGUGAGGAAGACUUAUGAUCGUGUCCUGCGACAUUUUUUUUGGCCUCGUCUGAAACGGGAGAUAGCAUCUUACAUUCGGACCUGUCAUACGUGUCAGUUGACAGGCAAACCAAAUCAGUGCAUUACACCCGCUCCCCUAUAUCCUAUACCUGUGAUAAGUCAGCCCUUUGAACAUUUGAUUAUUGAUUGUGUUGGCCCUCUACCUCGGUCAAGAUCAGGUAGUCAGUAUUUGCUGACUGUGAUGUGUCAGGCAACCAGGUAUCCGGCUGUUUACCCACUGCAUACUAUUUCUGCCAAGUCAGUGGUUAGAGCCCUUAGUAAGUUCAUUUCGGUGUUUGGGAUCCCCAAGGUAAUCCAGAGCGAUCAGGGCUCGAAUUUUACGUCUCGGUUGUUUGCCCAGGUCCUCCAGCAACUUCAUAUCAAACAUAACAAGUCGUCCGUAUACCAUCCUCAAAGUCAGGGUGCACUGGAGAGAUUUCAUCAGCAUUUAAAAUCAUUGCUCCGCGCUUACUGCACUGAGUUGAAGGUAGACUGGGAAGAGGGGUUGCCUUGAGUGUCAGGUGGCGUUUGAGAAAGUGAAGCGGCAACUGUGUUCAGCUCCUGUCCUGGCUGCUCCUCAGCUGGGGAAACCUUUCCAGUUGCAGACCGAUGCCAGCAACGUUGGGGCUGGGGCGGUUUUGUUGCAGUCAGAUGGUAAUGGUUUUGAAAGACCUGUAUGCUACUUUUCUAAAAAGUUUAAACAGUAUCAGCUGCAUUAUUCGGUGAUAGAAAAGGAAGCGCUGGCAUUGAUUUGGGCUCUCCAACAUUUUGAUGUGUACAUUGGAGCCGGUGCGCCGCUGGUGGUGUACACUGACCACAAUCCGUUGACCUUCUUGAAGUCUCUCCAGAAUCCUAACCAGCGGUUGAUGAGAUGGGCUUUGUUUCUGCAGCCUUAUCACCUGGAUAUCAGACAUAUCAGAGGCCAGAGUAAUGUAGCGGCGGACGCUCUUUCCCGUGCACCAUUGCCGUAACUACACCCGUCUGUUUAACCUGUGUUCCUGUUUUGUAGGUUCCUAGGUCGUUUUUAUGGAGGGGGGUGUGACAGCUCCUGGCACCUCCUGAUUGGCAGGUUGCCAGGAGCUGAUUGCUGAUCGUCGACACCCAUGCUGGCUGCCCUCCUGCAGCUAUAAAAGCUGCAGGAGUCAGCCACUUGGGUCUCUCUCUCUUGACGAAUGGUUUGUUUUGGUUUUGGUAUUGGUUUGGGUUAGUUAGGUUGAGUUAUUGCUGCUUUACACACAACAUACACUCAUUCACUCACACAGACACUGCACCCGUUACUGACUACUGACAUUCACGCAUCAUUUAUUAGGUUAAUCUUGAAUUGGUUUAAAUAAAUUAUAAUUUGGUAAAACUACCGGUCCUGCGUGGUCUCCUCCUUUGUCCUUCCCUUGAGCCGG